This is a messenger RNA of Kickxella alabastrina, 1238 nucleotides long. RefSeq names its product Nse1 non-SMC component of SMC5-6 complex-domain-containing protein. Gene Ontology annotation, molecular function: ubiquitin-protein transferase activity. Gene Ontology annotation, biological process: double-strand break repair via homologous recombination; DNA damage tolerance. Lineage: Eukaryota; Fungi; Kickxellomycota; Kickxellomycetes; Kickxellales; Kickxellaceae. The record is from RefSeq and is a predicted model, not a curated record. The transcript has 2 exons. Gene Ontology annotation, cellular component: nucleus; Smc5-Smc6 complex. The annotation marks the transcript as partial.
CCUGGCAUCCAGCGGUGCAUGCUGGUACAAUGGUGCAUGUCAGCACAACUCUUCAGCGAAGCAAAGUUUCGACAGGAAAUCAGGCGCAUUUACAGGGACAAUGAGGUCGAAAUGCAAGAGAUAAUUGAAUCAAUUAACAACAGCCUCGCAACGUACUCGCUAGAAUUGCGCAGCAUUAUGGACCAGAUUACGGGUGAGCGCAUGUGGGCAUUGUCAAACACCACCGCGGAUUCCAUCUCCAUUGCGGCCACUCCGUAUUCGUCAAAUGAGCUGCCUAUCCUUAAAUCGCUGGUCGAAGAAAUAUACACAGAGAGGGCAGGUAACUACGCAUUGUCAUUGCAUUCUGCGCUUAAGUAUGCGACGGAAAAGGGCCCCACAGGGUUUACAAAAACCAAUGCCGAGGCCCUGAUUUCAAGGUUUUGUCAGGAUGGCUGGCUCUCGCGUGACAACAGCGGGUAUAUUGUUUUGGGCGCCCGAGCGGCUAUCGAGCUGCGCUCGUUUCUUGCAGAUGGGUUUGGUGAUUACCAGAGGCAGUGCGCCUUGUGCUCGGAGUCUGCCACUAGGGGGAUUGUUUGCCCGGAGUGCUCGGCUGUGGUGCAUCCGUAUUGCGCAGAACGUAUUGCUUCUUCUGUAGACGGAAAUCAGUUGUCGUGCCCUGGCUGCCAUCAGCAAAUGGCGGUUUGGGCCGGAGAAGCUGGUGUCCCGCAUGUGUUUGAGGCGACGCAGGCGGAUUCGGUAAAUUUGACUCAGCAGGGAAGAAAACGUGUCAUGGAAGACUCUGAGGACGAAGACGAUGAGUAAUUAUUAAGGCGCUUUUGCUUUUUACUGUGCGUCGUGGAAAUUUUUGCGACCACGUUUCGACUUUCGCAUUUUUGUGCUGACCAAUAGCAAAUAACAAACAAAAGAAGUAUCACACCGCCCAUUAUUAAGCCAAAAACAGCAUAUGAAAAGGGCCCAAUCUUUUUAUCAGUAUCGGCACGUUUGGUGAAGUGCGACAGUGCCCAAUGUGUAGAGGGUCCGGUUUUGUCUGGAUUUGCGCCUGUGGAGCUCCCAGAGCAGCCAAAAGAAGGCAGUUUAUAACAGCGCACAUGGCUGUUGCAGAUAAAAUUGAAGUUGAUGCAUGGUAGCUAUAAAAACUUAAGGUUAUAAAUGUUACAAAUUAAAUAUGGAUAGAAAAUGAACGGAUGGAUGAAUGAAAAUGUGUAUGAUGUGCAUGUAAAAUAAUAAAUGUACUUAUG